AUGCUUCGAGAUCACGUCCUUCAGGCUUUAGAGGAUGUCAAUACGUUACACUACAAGCCGCUGUGGCUAGAGUCUAAGAAUGAAAAAGAGGAGCUAAUAUUGGAGGUAUUCAGUUUCGGUAAAAUAAAAGACGUACCGGAGAGUCUACGGUGCAUAUUAACGGCACUUAUGUGGACGAAGCUGAGGAAACUGACGUUACUAGAUUUGUUUUGUCGCCAUCGAACUCUCAACACCGUAAAUUUGCAAACAGAGUGUGAGAUGGAGUCGGCCCUAGAAGUCGAACAACUUGCGAUGUCUCUGGGGAAGUGGGUCGACAUAAGUAUUGAUCAAGUUGGCGGUGAAAUUCAUGUGCUUCGAUGUCACGAAAGUCGAGACGUUUACGAUGGCGAAAAGAAGUUGCACCUUGUCUCUGGAGUCGACUCGAGACUCACGCUCUUACAAGACCUACGCGUUUGGAAGGAACGGAUUGAAUAUGAAUUAUGA
Molecule: messenger RNA, 483 nt
Organism: Lachancea meyersii CBS 8951
Lineage: Eukaryota; Fungi; Ascomycota; Saccharomycetes; Saccharomycetales; Saccharomycetaceae
Source: the annotation of a GenBank genome assembly